Molecule: messenger RNA, 3264 nt
Organism: Peromyscus eremicus (cactus mouse)
Lineage: Eukaryota; Metazoa; Chordata; Mammalia; Rodentia; Cricetidae
Gene: Samd7
Product: sterile alpha motif domain containing 7
Exons: 7
Coding region: 19-1359 (446 amino acids)
Molecular function (GO): protein binding
Source: RefSeq, a predicted model, not a curated record
UCAGAGUCAAGAGAUCUGAUGACAAACCCAGUGAUGUCUGUGAACCCUUUACUGACACCAUCAGGACAUCAGAGGAUUCCACUGGUUCCCUCACCAUUUGGGCCUCCAAUUGUGGACAGAGAUGUCUUGACCUCCAGUAUAGCUCCAACUGAUCCGAGCCAGUUUUGUGCUCCCUCCCAGUUUGGAUCCUCUGUUGUCCCGAGUGCAAACGUGCCAAACCCGCUGCCGGGCCACUUCUACUCAGGCUGGGGCAUUUUACCACCUGAACCCAUAAAGACCAUGCCCACAAGGAAUGAGAUGAUUGAAAGGCAUCACACUGCCAGGGCAGAAAUAGAAAUGUAUUCUCUUUACCACCAAAGGAGGAUGGAAAGAGUUAAUCCCCAGGGACUCACUGGCCUGGGGAUACCACUCUUUUACGGGUCCAGUUGCCUGGGUGGCCCUGCAGGCUUCCAAGGCAGGAGCGCACUGCCUGCCAGUGAUCUGCAUCUACACAGAAGCACCCCCCGACAUCUUCAGGGAAAUCCUAUUCUGCUGACAACUAGACCCCACUUUACAGAGUGCUGGGGCCAGAAAUACCGACUCAGGAGAGGUCCAGUCUACCAGAAACCUCUAGAGAACGACAUUGAGAGUUUCAAACGUCAAACAGAAGAAAAAAGCUCAGGCCAGAUGCCUGACGUUCCCUAUGAAGAAGAGGAGGGCAUCAAGGAUCCAGAAAUCGAGGUAGACAACAGCCAGAAGUCAAGGGAAAUGGAUGAAAAGCCGACUUCAGGCCUCGUCAACCCCUGCAGAGAGCUCCAGCCAAGCCAGAGGAAAGCCCCUUCCCUAGAGGCCAAGGCUUGGCAUGGUGGGAAGGCAAAGCCCUCUGAACAGGGCUGUGAAGGCUGCGAUGAACAGAACGGGGUUGGCCUGCCCGUUUCCAUCCUGCCUCCCUCAGGAACACAUGAACUGGUUGCCCUUAGGGAAAACCGUUCUUCAGCUGAUAUUCAGAAAUGGACUGUAGAUGAUGUGCACAACUUCAUCAGAGGCCUUCCGGGCUGCUCAGACUACGCCCAGGUAUUUAAGGAUCACGCGAUUGAUGGAGAAACACUGCCCCUUCUCACCGAGCACCAUCUUCGAGGCACCAUGGGGCUGAAGCUUGGGCCAGCACUAAAAAUCCAGUCUCAGGUAUCUCAGCAUGUUGGAAAUACGUUCUGUAAGAAAAUUCCUUCACUUCCCACGCAUGCAAGGCAAGCAUUUGAUCAUCCAGCAGACACAUCCCCUCUUUUGGAUAUUAAUUCCUGGAGUGAUGGUUUGAGCGUUCCUUGUUCCCAGGAUGUAAUGAUUCCCAAAAGAACUGAGCAAGACAGUAUGAGAAAUUAAAAAUACUCAAAGACAAAUAAGUCACUCUCAGUUUUCUAGAGUUGCAGACGUUCCCUGCCAUGUGUGAGAGCUUCCUGGGGCCAGGUGGAGGACAUGGAGAGUGAGACCAUACUCCUAGCAUUGUCUUGGGAGGAUCUCACCCAACAAGCUUCCUGCCAUGCCGAAGUGACCCAAGUGCCAAGGUUCUGGAGAACUGUCCUUAGAGAAAAUGCUAAUGGGGAUGAGAAUUCACAAACAUCUUGCAAGCCUCAGUCUGAGGCCUCUGUGAGGAACACUCUGAAGAAGCUGAGAGUAGAAACUGAAAAGGAACUCCAUCUCCUCACUCCUUCUAUCUUCCAACCCUGGUGGAGACACAGGCUCUGAUUUGAGGAGGCAGAAGAGGAAGACAGAGAGAAGCUGACCACAGAUGCCUGCCUUAUCCCACGACAGGCAGUGUCUAGCCCAGGCUAGGCCUCAUGAGAGAGAAGUUAGGAUUCGUUGGAGGGGUGGGGAAAGUCACCUGUACGCUGCAGGCUGGAAGUAGAGGGAGGUGAUGGUCGAGGUGACUGUCUGCUCCAUGUCGAGUUCCAAUCCUCCACUUAACAUUUGACAGAAUGACUCCAGAAGGACACAGAGGAAUUUGACAAUUCAAUCAAAGAGGACUAGCCGGCAGGCACAGGAAAAGGUCUUAUUUUGAAUGUUCUGAAUUGUAAACCAUGAGAAGGUGUGUCUAUUUUUCAGAUUCACAGUUCAUGUGAACUAACCCUGGCAAGAAGCCUUUCAGAUAGCCCACAGUCCCAUGGUCUAGUAUACUUGCCCUUAGAGUGGGCUGGACCAAAGAGUUCUUCCUAACGUGGCACACCCUUAAGGUCUGGCAGGGAUCACUCCUGUGGCUUCUGUCUGCUUUUUAUGUCACUUUCCAUCUCCAAGCAGCCCUGGGUAGAGAGCUCCAUGUGAUGAACCUUGACAGUGGACACUCAGAAGCCUGCCAACAAACAGCCUCAUGCCAUUCAGGUAUGAGAAAGUGCGGUAAGUCUUGGCCCACAGCCUGACUCCAGCUCACAAGACCCUGGUCCAGGCUAUCAGUCAAGCUUCUGCGGGUUCCUGACCACAGAACUACCAUCCCAAACAUGCUGUUUCCAAAUACUGUGUUUUGGAGAAUUUAAACACACACAUUUAACUUAGUAACACAAAGAGCACACUACUGUAUUGUUAUUUUUUUCUCUUUUGCUCUUUUGGGGAGGCCCACCACCCAGCUCUGAUCUCUCCUCCCAGUUUUCUCCUUCUAUACACACUCCCUGCCCAUCCUUUCUCCUGCCUUGCUAUUGGCCAGUUCUUUAUUAGACCAUCAGGUGUUUUAGGCAGACACAGAAACACAGCUUCACAGAGUUAAACAAAUGCAAUAUGAACACAAGUAACAUACCUUAAAAUAUUCUACUACACUACUGAAUCCACUUUUGAUCUGGAAGGUGAAAUUCCAAAGUCCUUUCCCCAGAGUCCUUGCUGAUUUAGCUGAGUUUUGCUUCCUUUUAUUUUUCCCCAUGAUAACAUUUUUUUCUGAUAUAAAAUUAUUUUAUGGCAUUUCUAUGGACAUGUGGACAUUAGCAUGGGUUUUGACUUUGAAACUAGAAAGGGGGGGACAAACAGGUAUUGAGGAAGUCAGUUGAGGACCAUGGGCAUGUGGGACGUGAGAACAGAAAGGAGGCUACUGGAGUGGGAGCGCGUCCAAGGGGUGAGGGGUUAGAGAAACGGGGUGAAAGACCAACAAAACUAGUCUAUGUUUGUAAAUCUCAUUAUCAAACCUGAUACUUUGUAUGUUAAUUUUUAAUUAAUUUUUAAAAACCUGUCAUAUCAUCAAAUAUGCUUGUAAAUUUCUAGCUCAAUCUCUUGAUCCCUUUCUUGAGGGUCAGUCAGAAAGAAGAAAAU